AAUAAGCAGCCAGCAGUCUCUAAGCUUCACUUCACUCGUACGCUCCGAAAGACGCCCGGAAAAUGAGAGGCCGUCGGUGUGACCAUUCUCAGGUAGAAACUGACACAGAUACGGAUUCCGACACCGAAACCAUGCGGUGCAUAUCGUGCAAAGAAGAGUAUGGGACGAUUGAUGCCGGAACAUGCAAAGAGUGCUAUGAGGAGGCUAGCGAGACGGAAGAAGAGCUCAAAAGAGAGAUCGAAGAUCUCAAAGCUAAAGUUGCUUUCUUGCGAUUCUGGUCUCAACUAGAUCACCAUCACAGCAAUAGGUCAUUUGGACCCUGCUUCACCGACGUCGUUUUGGUCGCCUCCUCCGAUACUGGGUCAACUGGGUCCCCCGUGCCUGUCCCUGCAAAUAAGGCCGUUUUGGCUAGUCGCUCUCCAGUGUUUAAAGCGAUGCUUGAGAAUGAGAUGGAAGAAAGCCGGAGUGGCACCAUCAAGAUUAGUGAUGUAUCAUAUGAUGCCCUUCGUGCAUUUGUCAACUAUUUGUACACUGCUGAAGCAUGCCUUGAUGAGCAACUGGCCUGUGACCUUUUAGUGUUGGCUGAAAAGUACCAGGUGAAGCAUCUCAAGGGUUACUGUGAGAAGUUUUUGGUAUCCAAAUUGAACUGGGACAAUUCAGUCCCAAGCUAUGCCUUUGCACACCAGCACAAUGCUAAGCAUAUGCUUGAUGCAGCAUUGUCAUUGAUCAUAGAUAACAUGGACAAACUUACCAAAAGGGAGGAGUACAUGGAGCUUGUGGAGAGGGAUCCUCGGCUUGUAGUGGAGAUUUAUGAAGCUUAUCUCUCCAAGCAAGUUAAUACGGCAGCACAAAGGGUACUUCCAUGAAGCGAUUUGCAGGUAUGGUUCUGUUGGUAUAUUUGUCCAAACUUUGCAGUGAAUUUUUGUGGAAAUUUUUAUACUUGUAUGGAUGAAUGCCAUUGGUCUCUCAAGAGGGUGGUGGGGGUGGUUUUUUUCUAGGAUGGGUAAAUACUGUCGGAUUUGUCACAAGGUGCCUGUUCUUGCAUGAGCAGCUUUGUACGGUAAUGAUAAAUUGAUAGUUACUGAAACUGUGUCAUUGCUCAAUGAAAUUUAUGUCUGAAGGUAUGGCAGUUUCUUC
Manihot esculenta (cassava) is the source of this 1137-nucleotide messenger RNA. Its product is annotated as BTB/POZ domain-containing protein At4g08455. Gene Ontology annotation, cellular component: cytoplasm. The record is from RefSeq and is a predicted model, not a curated record. The coding region runs from base 63 to 866 and encodes 267 amino acids. NCBI's taxonomy places the organism in Eukaryota, Viridiplantae, Streptophyta, Magnoliopsida, Malpighiales, Euphorbiaceae. Gene Ontology annotation, biological process: regulation of proteolysis; proteasome-mediated ubiquitin-dependent protein catabolic process. Gene Ontology annotation, molecular function: ubiquitin protein ligase binding. The transcript is spliced from 2 exons.